Molecule: messenger RNA, 7122 nt
Organism: Effrenium voratum
Lineage: Eukaryota; Dinophyceae; Suessiales; Symbiodiniaceae
Source: the annotation of a GenBank genome assembly
AUGUCCGGAUGGCUCUUCUCAAGGAGAAGAUGCUUGGCAGCCCUGCUCCUUGCGCACUUCGUUGUUGUGCGAAGCUUCGAAGUGUUUUCAGAGCAGCAGCUUCUCGUGCUGGACGACCCCACUCGUGUCGUAGACUUCAACAAUACCGAGUAUGGCUCCACACAUGUGGACGAUUACUGGGCCAAAAUAGACCUCACCUACAGCCCAUUGGAAGGCUGGAGCCUAUCCAGACAUGUCCGCAUCGGCUGCUUCUUAGUGCAGUGGGAGAGCCCGCUGGCCUACGCAGAGAAGGUUAGCGGAACGAUCACGCCGACCGAGUGCGUGCAGUUCUGCAACAGAACGCAGGCAUACCUUCGUGUGCCCUAUUGCCGCUGUGGCUUGGACGAAACGCUGCUCCCGAUGACGGAGGUGCAGGGCGAAUGCAUUGCGACCGCCUGGCAGGUGUUCAGGGAAUAUGACUAUAGGUCUUCCAUGUCGCCUUCCACGUACGACACAGUACGGCGGCUGCUAUAUUCGAUUGUGACAGUCCGCCUGCCAGCACCAGCCGAUCCCUCUAUCAGGAACUACAUCCACGCUGUGAACGCGCUUGAGGGACGGCCGGAAUUCGAUUAUGAUGUCCGCCUGGAUCGCAUGCUCUUCAACUCGGUGUGGGACUUCGGGAAGAGCCGCAUGGUGGCGUUGUCGCUCUCGGACUGGGGCGGAACCUUGGACUUCAGUGUUGUCAGCUUCAACUCCAGCUCUGCCGGUCUGGAAGUGAAGCAGACCCAUUUCCCCAUCGAGGACCAGAUCGUGGCCACCGGCCAGCUGGUGCCUGACGGCAUGGCAUCCGCCGAAGGCCUGGGCACGGUGGACGUUCUCUUCGGCACUUACUACACGGUUGUCCCCGCAAUGCUGCCUGGGUCUACGCAAGUAGUUCAUGUUAUCGUGGCCAUCGACAUUGACAUGAAGCGCGUGCUCACCAGUCAGACUCUGCCUGUCACGUUGAUGAACCUGCAGAGCAACUCACUCAAUCACGAGCUUUAUGGGGCAGGAGCAGACCUAACUGGACAAUAUGCAUACUACCACCUCUGCACCUCCGAGAAUCUGACGCAGACUGUGGGCGGUGUCACGACCAUUCAAGUCUCAGUUGGCUGUCAGCUGACCGAGCUGGGCGGACUCCCAUCAGAGGUGAACUACAUGACGCUUCAGUCGGCCGCGAUUGAUCACCAGUACAAUUAUGCAUGGUUCACCUACAAGGAGGAGCCUACAGGGCGGCCACGGAUUUUGGAGUACCACCAAGACAGCAAAGACUACGUGGUGUGGCCACAGGACGCCCUUCCUGAAAACGCCGUCUACUCGUCGCUGGUGCAAACAGCUCCAAGGAUCUUCUUCGCCCUGUACCCGCCCAGCCUGCGGUACGCGAGGUUCAACGAAGCCGGCACCAAGAUCUUCGUGUCCUUCGAUGCCGCGACCUUGCGUGGUGCCAUCCCCGUUGACACCAAUGGGGACGAUGUCCUGGAUUUCUAUAACGAGGCAGACAAGGCUUCGAGGGCGGCAUGCGACAACUUCAUCGAUCAGUUCACCAUGGACUUGAUCCCCGGAACCAUGUGCCAGUGGACCUCGGAUGCUGACUUCUACAUUGAGAUUCAGCAGCAGUCCACCAUCGCCCCCGGUGAUCUGGCCCGCAUCAAGCCCGGCACGGUGUACCGUGGCCAGGAGGUGAGUCCGGGAGUGUGGCAGUUCUCACAGCCCUCCUCAGACUUCGCGGUGGUUGAAGCGCCUGCGGAGAUCCUGCCUCCCAAGGCUGAAAUCGGGGGCAUGAGCUACAUUGAUGUGUGCACAGAGCUGAUCCUGGACGGCACGCAGUCGAAGAACCAUGGCUUUCGUGGGGCCUUCGCCUGGGGGCUCCAUUCGACGACCCCGGAGAUGCCAGAGCCCCACAUCCGCCAGCUGCAGAAUCUGAUAGAAGAAGAGAUGGCCAACGCUUAUCCUGUUGCCGCGCACAUCUUGAGAGUUCCGCAGUACCUCAUGCAGGGCGGGUCAACGUACAACUUCUCACUGACGGUGCAGUCCUUUUGGGACCCGACGCAAUCCGACACCACAUACUUCAGUGUCACGGUGUCAACACUGCCGGUGCCACCAAUGGAAAUCUUCGGCUCUUAUUAUCGCGAAAUCAAGGUGGAAAGUGCACUCAGCCUCGUCUCUGAGAUCUCGCUGGAAGGGUGCUCUGCAAACCUUGGCAGCGGCGCGGUGACUUACACGUGGACAGGCUGCAAGAGGUCUGAGGCAGUCCUGCAGAACGGCAUCCUCAGCUGCAGCACGUGGGGCAGCGGCAUUAACCUGGACACCGUCUCCGGCCUGGAGUCGCGAUCCCUGUAUGUGCUGCCCUUCGGGCUUUCUCCGCUGGAGUCCUAUAUCUUCACCGUCGCCGGCAAGGUGACAAUCAGCAGUGAAGCCUCCGAGCUGGUGCUGUCCAAUUUGGUGAGCACCGAAGUGAACGUCGUGCUCGGAGGCCUGCAGGUGAUGUACUACGGGGGCUCGGGCUUUUCAAGCAGGAGGGAUCGAACUAUCGUGAUCGACUUCUUCGAAACCUCCGACUUCUCUGACCCUGACGAGCAGCUCGCAACGAUGACCUUCUCCUACAGCUGCAAGAAGGAGGGCACAGCGGACCCAUGUUUCCCAUUGCAGAUGGCUUCGCCAUCCGACACUUCGUUGUCGACGGCGGCCUGCGUGGACCUGGCGGACCCACUGUCCAACCCGCCGGGUUUGCCCAUGAAGUUCGUGUACCGGAACCAGGAGUACAACCAUGCAGAGGGCAUCAGCGUCGCCCCACUUUCGAAUGUACAAAAGUAUUGCCGAGCAAGCAUCACCAGCUUUAUCUUUCAGACCAUGCUCUUCGAUCCUGGGAUGUAUCUUUUCGUCACAAAUGUGUCCAAAGUUGUCAACGGGGUGGAAAGAGUCGACUCGAAGAGCCUUUAUUUGACAGUGCUGACUGACACGGAGGUAGACGGAACAAGGAACCCGUUGCUGGCGGUCUUCCUGGAAAGCCCACUGCCUGUCUUCCCCGGCGCCACCAUCCGCCUGCGCGGAGAGGUGACGAACCCACAAAACGACACCGUGUACUCAUACUAUUGGACAGCCUAUCGCUUCGGUCUCAACCCUGCCUACGAUGCAGAAGCAAACUCCUUUGAUCCGAACUACGCCGUGGUGCAGUACACAUGGGUGGAGCUGUCAGCUGUGGAUUUCAACGUGAGCGAUCCACAGCAGGUUCGAACGCCUCCAAAUUCAAGAUUUAUGGCGAUUGCACCUGAUGUCUUGCAGCCAGGGUGGUCCUACAAGAUUCGCAUCACGGCCGUGGAUGCUUUCCUGGAAGCGCAGGGUGUGCAGGAUCCGGCAGGCUUUGCCGAGUACACCUUCACCACGCAAGGCCUACCUCCCUCUGGCGGCGAGCUCACGGCUGACAUCACAAGUGGCACUGCCUUGGAGACAGAGUUUGUCUUCAUCAUGGAUGGCUAUGGCAGCGAGGAUCGUCCACUGUCCUACCAGUUCAGCUACAUUCAGGACUACGACUCUCCUUUCGCAGAAGCGGUGGAACUCACCAUCCUGUACUCCGAGCGCAACUACAUCAAGACAAGGCUGCCGCAAGGCGCUUCAGGGAACCAGUCCAUGUUGAGAGUUAUCGGCACCGUCAAGAGCGCGGUGGGGUCUAUGGCGCAAGCAUCUAUCGACGUUUCAGUUUCUGCUCCGGCGGAUGAAAGGACCGCGAUCGACUCCUUCUCAACAAAGGUGCAGCAAGUGGACCCCGAGACUGCGAUCUUGUACGCCACACUGCUUGCAGAGACGCCAGCCACCACAGCAGAGGAGAUCGCACUGCUGGCACAGGUGGUCGAAGGCAAGAUGUUCGCCUCCAACAGAACUAUUGCCAGGACGCCAGAGAUGGUCUCCUCCGUUGCGAACAUGCUCUUGGCAGUGGCGGAUAAGGGCGUCAGAGUGGAUAGCGCGGUGUCCUAUCUGAGCAAGAUGGUAAACCUGUCGGUUGAGCUUGGCUUCAUUGAAGCGGAUGGAUCAUUGGGAUCAUCGACCUCCGUCGACGUUGCGGGAAGCCUGUUGUACGCCAUUGAUGCCAUCAUUCCCGGCGUGGUGCCUACAUACGGCGCUGCUACUGCCCGGCGUUUGAAGGGAGGCCGCGGCAUGGGUGGCAAAGUACCUGCAGAGCAGCCGCGCCGACUCCAGGGUGUCGAGACGCGAGCUCCCGAAGACAUGUACAGGCAUUUCCUGGCUGCAAGUGAUAUGACUGCGGCAAUCACCGCGGUCAUCCACGCGCAGAUCUAUCCUGCCGAGGUCCCCGUGAGCUUCGCGCUGCCGGGGCAAGAUAUCUACUUGGGCAAAGACUUCACCGUGGUCGAAGAGCAAGCGCUGCCAUAUGUGACGAUCACGUCCCUGUUUGAUCUUCCCAGUUUGGAGCAGCCCGAAUUCCCGAGCAUUUUCAAUUACAAGUAUGUGCAGUUCAAGAAGUUCCCCUACGAUUUCCUCAUCCUGCCUGGCAACCGAAGCCUGGAUGACCCGCAGAUUUACAACAACUCUGCGACGACUUUGGUGCCAACGCAAGAUGUCUCGCCCAGCGAGAGGCUGUGGCAUGCCAUGUCUCUCAUCAUCACGGAUGAGGCUGGCAAUGGCGACUUGAUUGAGAGGUCCCUCGUCAACAUCAGCUACUCGAUGCUUCCCAAGAUCGCGGCGUAUGAUGCUGGCAGCUUUGGGAAUGUGCUGUUCCCGUCCACCUGCUUCUGGGUGGACCUGGGGGCUGGCAACUUCUCGAACGCCGACUUCGACGCGCGCGGCUCUGUUUUCAGCGAGGAUUCUUGCAUCACCAUGCACACCGACCAUUUUGUGGUUCUGGCAGAUGACCUUGCAUCCCAGCUCGAAGUGGUAGCCCAGUCACCUGGAGAAUUCCUCAGUCAGUACGAAGAUACCUACACAACAUCAGCAAAUGUGGUCACGGCCACGCUUCUGCUGGUUGCAUGCGCUGGAUUUGUCAUGGUUUCAGUGUACGUCGAUGAGCACGACGCAGCCAACAAGGUCACCCCCUUGGACAGCCUGCCAUCGCAGGUGAUUGACCGGGAAGAUCCGAAGGAGAAGGUGCUGGGUACCAUUUUCCAGUCCAUGAGGAGAAACCACUUGGUGGUGGGCUGGAACUAUUUUCAUUUGAAGCUGACUCGAGUGCGACGAGCCGGCAUUUUCAUCGUGGCCAUUUUUGCCACAGAGGCCCUUGCGGUGCUGCAGCAUUCGCUGCUAGCGAUCAAGGUGGAGAGGGCAUGGGGUGCCAGUGGUCUCGUGGCCGCCGUGCUGGUGUUUCCCAUUGUCCAGUUCUUAGAAUUCUGCUUCGAAUGGCUUCCGCAGUCGAGGAUGCUGGCAAAGCCUCCUCCAAGAUCUAUGCCGGCGCAGCCGAUUCCCCUAAGGGAACAGGCCAAGCCAAAGCCGUUCAAAUAUCCCCGCAGGCCUGCGGUGGGCAAGGUUCGGCCGCCGGAACCCAAAGUAGGACCACGCGCAGAGCACAGCCUGCAACUGCCGGUGAUGCCGGUCCUGCAGCUGAGCCAAUCUUCAGGGUCCACCAAGGGCCGGCCACAGCCGCCUGCGCGACCACCGCAGCUCCCGAAACCGCCGCAGGGGCCAGCGCCGCCUGGGCAUCUUCCUGCAAGAGCUCGCUCGCCGGACGCUACGCCGGAGUUAGGUCUCACAGGCUUCUCGGACCUCUCCCAGCUCACACCGGGCUCGAUCGGUCCUUUCGGCCUGACGUUGCCAGAGCUGCCGCCUUUGCCCCAAGGGAACUUGAAGGCCAUCGCGGACGGGGCGCCCAAGCCGGCGCCGCCGCCGAAGGGCUCCAGCGGACCCAGGCCACCCAAGACGCCGCCGCCGAUGAGCAAGAUGUUUUUUGUAACCCCAAAAGGAGUUCAGGUGGCGGUGCCCCAGCUGCCCCUGCCAAGCACUCAGCCCAGGAGCAGCCCACCCCCACCUCUUCCAAAGCUGCCGCCCUUGAGGUCUUUGGUGCAGCUGAGCACGGUGAGAUCCGGCGGGGAGUCAAGUCGGAGCAGGGCGCCGCCUCCUCCCGGUGUGGUGGACGAGCCUCCCGUGGCCUACGAGUCUCCCCUGCGCCAUGCUGGGGGCAGCCUCAGGCUGGAUGUCCCCAAGCAAGCGCCGCUGGACUUGCCGUCCUCCAUUCUGUCGAGGGUGCCGAUGGUGCAGAAGCACACCGCUGGUAUUGCGCCACCGCCGCCGCCGCUGCCGGCCCCCCCGCCCGGCCCCAAACUUCCGGCGGCUGAGAGGGGCCCGCUGCCUCCGGAGGAUGGCGAGCCACUGGUGGCGGUCCGGCGGCUCGCCAAAGUGCGACCAGGGCAGGUCGUCAAGAGCAUGCAUCCGCCCAAGCCACCGCCCAAGAUGCCGGGCCGAGCACUUCCGACGCCUCCGGCAGGCCCUCCACCUGCCCAUGCCAUCGUUUUGGCGAAAGGAACGCCACAGGAUUUUCCAGGCAACGACUUCCAGGCGGUGAUUGCAAAGGCCAAGCCACCUCCACCCCUGGUUCAUCCACCCUCUGAGCCAUUGCCCGCCUUCGUGUACCGUACGCACUCAAAAGCAGCCCUGCAGACCAUCAUGGACGCAAGGGAGAGCGGUCCGAAGGCCUCUGCAUUGGAGCCACUGCCUCCGAAGGCGCCACCGCUAAACGACACACUGGCAUUUGCUGCCUUGCCGCCUGUGGUCAAGGAGUACGUGCCGCCAGAGAGGGGUGCCAAGCCGGUCCCCGAAUUCGUCGUGAAGGUAAGCGUUUGGAUUGUUUACUUGUUUGUGUUUUGGAUUUUUGUGUACAGUGUCGGGAUCAUCGCAUUCUAUGGGGUCUACAUGCCAAGCAGCAGCAUUUGGGCAUCCUACGCGGCAACCCUGUGCGGUUGCCUCCUGAAUUUCGGGAUCCUGGAGAGCAUGAAGUGCAUCGUUCUGGGAUGCGUGGAGUUGCUGAAGCACGAGACGGUCAGGCGUCAAGCAGAGCUGGAUGCCAAAAGGACACGGAUGGCCUUGAAGGAGCAGCGACAGGAGCAGCGCGCACGCCUGCAGGAAUUUCACAAGAUGCAUGUGGCACCACCUCUGAUGGGCUGA